Fraxinus pennsylvanica is the source of this 1299-nucleotide messenger RNA. Lineage: Eukaryota; Viridiplantae; Streptophyta; Magnoliopsida; Lamiales; Oleaceae. The record is from the annotation of a GenBank genome assembly.
AUGUUGGUUUUUAGAUUAUCACAUCCUACAUGUUUCAUACCAAAAACACCAGAGAAAACUAUAUAUAGAUUUUCACAAAAUAAACUCCUCUCAUGUAGAAAACAUAUAAGAGAAGGGCUUGUGCAGUUGGCAACAGAUAAGGCUCUAGUAUCUGAUCCCGCCUUCCGCCCUCUUGUCGAGAAAUAUGCAGCGGACGAGGAUGCCUUCUUUGCAGAUUACGCUGAGGCUCAUCUAAAACUUUCUGAAUUGGGAGGCUCACGCGAUCUCUUUUUACUAAUUACAAGAAUUAUGAGUACUCAGCUAGUUGAGAUUCAGCCACAGGAGCUUAAGUUCGUAGUUGAGGCAAUGAAACAAAGUUCGUGUAUUGCUGACCUCACCAAUGUCACCGAUCAACAUGUAGCUUUCAAGGUGAAGACCACAUCACCGAAGAAUUACUGUGUACGCCCUAAUGUAGGCAUAAUCAAGCCAGAGUCAACAUGUCCUUUCACAGUUACCAUGCAAGCACAGAAAUCAGCUCCAGCUGAUAUGCAAUGCAAUGAUAAAUUCCUGAUUCAAUGUACAGUUGUGCCAUUUGACACAACUGAAGCAGAAAUUCCUCCCAUGUUUACGAAAGAUAGUAAAAACUAUAUUGAAGAGACCAAGCUUAGGGUUGUUUGGACUAGUCCACCUCAAUCUCCAGUGUUUCUACCGGUUAAUAGAGUUUUGAAGCCAGAACCAUCUUAUGAGACUUCAAUGCAGAAAGAAAAAUUGCAGAUGGGAGUCGAAAAUUCCCUCCCUGAGUUGCUGGUUAAGAGUGGAGAGGAUGUCAAAAUGGCUGCAAACAAGGAAGAUUCAAGAUCUCCGAAGGCUGUGGAAAGUUCCAAGUUAGUCCCUACUAAGGAUGAGGAGUUUAGCCCUAGCAAGCAGGAACCAAGACAAAUUAAGGAUGUGGAAGUGGCAAAAUCAAGACAGGUUGAGGAUGUAGAAGUGACAAAAUCAAGAGAAGAUCAGGAUGUGGAAGUCACAAAAUCAAGACACUUUGAGGAUGUGGAAGUAAAAAGUUUAUCAGAAGAUGUUCAGGAGUUGAAAACAAAGAUAAGUGCCUUGGUUUCAAAGCUAAUUGAGGCUGAAAGUACCAUCAUGAAGCUAAAAGAAGAAAAAUGCAGUACCAUUCAUGAGAAGGAAACAUUAAAGCAAGAAUUGGCAAUGUUGAGGAGAUCGAAGAGUAAGAAUAAAGUUCAAGUUGGUUUCCCCCCGCUGUUCGUUUGCAUGGUCGCCAUGAUUUGUCUCCUUGUCGGGUUCUUGUUACGUGCUAAGUAA